UGCAUGUCCAACGCGUUGCUUCUUCCCCGCUCGUCUUGUCCACAUUUCGGACAUCCCAUAUGCGUGAUAUUUAAGCAGACAGGGUCAAGGUCGCCCUCCUCCCACAGAAAUAUACGUACCGACAGCACUCUCACCCACCAACGCAACAAAAAUGCACACCGACACGAAAACCGAUCGAAUCCUCGUCACCGGGUCCGCCGGGGACCUCGGCAAAGUCCUCUACACAACCCUCAAGACCAAAUACCCGACCACCGAAAUCAUAGGCCUGGACGUCCGUCCUUCGCCCACCACAACCCUCCUCGCCUCCAUAACCGACAAGGUCGCCGUCGCGGAGGCCAUGGAAGGCGUCACGAUCGUCUUCAACGCCGCCGCUCUGCAUCGGCCGCAUAUGGAGACGCAUACCGAUUCGGAUUUUGUGGAUACGAAUGUUACGGGCACCUUGAACUUGUUGGAGGCGGCUACGGCGGACGGGUCGAUGGUGCGCCGGUUCGUGCAUACGUCCACGACGUCGGUUAUGGUGCCCGCGGCGUUCUACGCCAAGACAGGUGGAGGGUCGCUUCCGAUGAACGGAAGCAACACGGAGGUCCCACCAUUGCCAGUGCUAGAUGAGACCUCACCGACAUUGCCACGCAACAUCUACGGCGUGACGAAACUCACAGCUGAACACUUGUGUCGGAUCUACGCGACCAAGCACUCGCUACCCAUCACAGUGCUACGAACAUCAAGGUUCUUCCCGGAAGAGCAUGACUUGAACGUUAAGGCAAGCGAUUACGGACCGCGAGAGAAGGCAAUCGAGAUCUUGUCCGGCCGGCGAGGCGCCGUGGCGGAUAUGGUCGAUGCGCAUAUCGCCAUGGCGUUUGGGGCGUCGCCGACACCGUCUGCACCGCUUUUCCGGACGUUUGUGGUGUCGGCGCGCUCGCCUCUGACGAACAGGCCAGAGCUGCGGGAGAGGGUCAAGGCGGAUCCACAUGCUGUGGUAUUGGAGCUGUUCCCCGAGUAUCCGGAAGCUUUUGUAAGUCGGGGAUGGGAACCGGUACGGCCCGGAGAGAUCGACCGAGUGUAUUCAGUAGAGAAAAUUGUACAGGAGGGUGGGUGGGCUCCGUCGGUUGGAUUUAGGGAAAUAUUGGAAGGUGCAGACUUUUGAUCAAGUGGCGUAGGAAUAGAUAUGUAGACUUCUCUAAGCAACAUCGAUGCAACCGGAACGUUUCUCAAUUGUAAAUCAUUUCUCAAAUGGUCGUGUACACCGCAGUCUACAUACGAGUGCAUAUGCUCCUGCCCUAUCGUAUAUCGCUUAGCUGCCGUCACUGUUCUACCAGAUAUUUACAAGUCAAUCUCGUUGAAGAAAGUGGCGACAAUCUUAAAGGCUUCGCUAGCCGCCUCAGCGACCUUGGGGUCCGACCAAUCUCCACGGGCUGCGCAGAAUCCGUGGCUUUGGUCGUUGAAGCGACGGUGGAGGGAUUUUGGUUGCGAGGCCUUGAGGUGGGUGUUGUACCAUGAUUCCUGAGAAAAGAAAAGACGGUUCCCAGUCAGCUCGAGAUGACGUGCAUAACAGGGACGGCACGAACAAUAUACUCACCAGCUGGUCGGUCUCAUCCUUG
Molecule: messenger RNA, 1598 nt
Organism: Fimicolochytrium jonesii
Lineage: Eukaryota; Fungi; Chytridiomycota; Chytridiomycetes; Spizellomycetales; Powellomycetaceae
Product: NAD-dependent epimerase/dehydratase
Exons: 1
Coding region: 152-1144 (330 amino acids)
Molecular function (GO): dTDP-glucose 4,6-dehydratase activity
Source: RefSeq, a predicted model, not a curated record